Branchiostoma floridae (Florida lancelet) is the source of this 4076-nucleotide messenger RNA. Its product is annotated as eukaryotic peptide chain release factor subunit 1. Lineage: Eukaryota; Metazoa; Chordata; Leptocardii; Amphioxiformes; Branchiostomatidae. Gene Ontology annotation, cellular component: cytosol; translation release factor complex. Gene Ontology annotation, molecular function: sequence-specific mRNA binding; translation release factor activity, codon specific. The record is from RefSeq and is a predicted model, not a curated record. Gene Ontology annotation, biological process: cytoplasmic translational termination.
CAAUGGAACCAGUAUGAUCUCCCUCAUCAUCCCUCCAAAGGACCAAAUCUCACGAGUCUCCAAGAUGUUGGCUGAUGAAUUUGGCACAGCUUCUAACAUUAAGAGUCGAGUCAACAGGUUGUCUGUGCUAGCAGCUAUCACCUCUGUACAGCAAAGGCUCAAGCUGUAUUCAAAAGUGCCCCCAAAUGGCCUGGUGGUGUACUGUGGCACCAUCGUGACAGAUGAAGGCAAAGAGAAGAAAGUCAACAUCGAUUUUGAGCCAUUCAAGCCCAUCAACACCUCUCUGUACCUCUGUGACAACAAAUUCCACACAGAAGCCCUGUCAGCACUGUUGACAGAUGACAACAAGUUUGGUUUCAUUGUGAUGGACGGUAAUGGAGCACUGUUUGGUACUCUAUGUGGCAACACCAGGGAGGUCUUGCACAAGUUCACAGUCGACUUACCAAAGAAACACGGCAGAGGAGGCCAGUCUGCGCUGCGUUUUGCUCGUCUGCGCAUGGAGAAGCGGCACAACUACGUGCGGAAGGUAGCCGAGGUAGCGACCCAGCUCUUCAUCUCAAACGACAAACCAAACAUCACAGGACUGAUCCUAGCUGGGUCAGCAGACUUCAAAACAGAGCUCAGCCAAUCAGACAUGUUUGAUCAGCGACUUCAAGUCAAGGUGCUGAAGCUGGUGGAUGUGUCGUACGGAGGGGAGAACGGCUUCAACCAGGCCAUCGAGCUGUCCGCUGAGGUUCUGUCCAACGUCAAGUUUAUUCAGGAGAAAAAACUCAUAGGCAAAUAUUUUGACGAGAUCUCACAGGACACAGGGAAGUACUGUUUUGGAGUAGAUGACACACUGAAGGCUCUAGAAAUGGGAGCUGUGGAGACUCUUAUUGUCUGGGAAAACUUGGACUAUACAAGAUACGUACUCAAGGACCAUCAAAAAGAUGAGGAGAAGCUCCUAUACUUGAGGCCAGAGCAGGAGAAAGACAAGACAUACUUUACAGACAAAGAUACGGGAGUUGAGUUAGAAUUGAUGGAGUCUAUGCCUCUGCUAGAGUGGUUCGCCAACAACUACAAGAAGUUUGGUGCCACGCUGGAAAUCAUUACGGACCGAUCACAAGAGGGCUCACAGUUCUGCAAGGGGUUCGGUGGAAUAGGGGGUAUCCUGCGCUACCGUGUUGACUUCCAGGGGAUGGAAUACCAGGGCGAUGACUUUGACUUUGAUGACCUUGAUGACUAUUAGAUGUCAAAGGUCAAAGUGCAGUCCCACCAUGCAUUGCUGUGCCUGACCUCUGAUCCCAGGAAUAUGAAAUAUGCAUAAUUUGAGAGAUUUAAUUUUGUGCCUACAUGUAUCAAUAUUAACCCAGAGGGGACCUUGUAGGAACAUGUUGGGAUGUGGAAAUGGAGGGAACUGUUGAAUGUCGUUCAAUUUUGUCUUGCAGGAACGCAGGCUGGGACAUUUUUCAAUUUCAUGAAAAAUAUUUUUUGCAACUGUCGACCCUUACAUGUGCCUACCCCCUCCCCUCAGGUUUUAUUAUGAUAGGUACAUCCUACAUUGUUAGUUGUCAGUGGAUCCCUCUCUGUCAGCUUAUAGUGAUGGCUUCUAUGAUUAGUUGCUACCUUGCCAGAUUUUGCUGGCUUUCUGUUAGUAACAGUUACACUACAACCAUAUACAUGUAGCCAUUGCCCACAAUGAUCUCUUGGUAGCUAGAAAAAAACAGAGGCCUUUUUUUUCUCAUGUAGAAUCCCAGUUUACUGUGUUAAAAGGCUCUACAUGGGAUCACUUUUCUGUAUAUACACUGAUGGUCAUUCUUGUACUCUUUGGCCUUAUUAGUAUGCAAUGUUGUCAGCAAUAGGUUUUGUUAUAUAUCACUUACACGAAGAGGGUAUGAGAACUUGAAAGAAGUGUGUUUAAGUUGGUAAACUGUUCACUUAUUCAUGCAUAUCAAAUGUGGACAUAAUUAAUCCAACAGAUAUUCUCAUCCAUGUUUACAGCCAUGGUGCAAGGCAGGUACGGAUGUACAUGUUUCCAACAGGCCAUUGGAUUUCCAAUUUCUCUUUCUUAGUUGGUUGGCCAUAUUCACCAAAUUCCAGAUACAAAAAGAGGCCAAUGUUUCCUGAUGGCGGCCAAUGUCAAUGUCAGAAUCAAAAGUGCGUCAACAGGGUGUUGUGGAAUUUAAGAUUCCUAAUUCCACUUUGCAGCAUACAUGAGUAAGACUCAGUCAAUAUCUGCUUUAUUGUCUGUUGUCAGACAUGCUUGCAUAAACGUCUUUAUCUAGUAACUUAUGUUAAUGUUGUUUAUUGUAAUCUGUAGUAUGUAUAUUGGCAGAACCAAAGGACAUUUGACAUUUUCUGGAGUAUAUCUUGAAAUUACUUAUUUUUUGUCAUUGUUUGUGUAGCAAUGGCACAGCAAGUCAAAAUCAACCACCUUUUUUACUUCUCCAAAGAUAUGAGAAGGGUUACCAAAACCUCUGCUGUAGACUGGAUGUAAGCUGUACAUUGGAACUAUUUCUUGAAUCACGUUCUUCAGAAAAACUUAAAGGAUUCUUCAAAGACUAAUUGAGGUGAGGUACUUGAAGCACAAGCACACCCUCACAGUUUCACCAUUCAAAGCUUUGCUUAGGCAAGUUUCAUGACACCCCUGAACUUCUGCAAAAGAGGAUUCAAGACUAGAACACGGAAGGCAAACUCCGGUUUACAAAAGUUGCUGUAGACAUUCUGAUGUUCACUUUGUUUGAUUAAGAUUGCAAUGGUGAAUAUGAGAAGUGUGCAGUCUAGAGAAUGUUUGAAAGUAGUAAUUUGCCUUAGAAAGAUGUCCCCUGAUUGUAGAUUGCUCUAAAGGUUAUUUUCCAGGCACACUUGUAUCAGGUGUGUUGUUUAUUAUUCAACAUGAUGUUGAGAAAGCUUGUACAGUGUACCAAGAACCAUGCCAAUCCCCUUUUGUUUGAUGGGUCUCUGGAAAAAAUGAUGUAAAUAGAAAACAGGAGCAAACAUUGUGUAAGUCAGAUUUUUUUAAGAGGAUGAUUAGCAGAGCAGUGUGGGAUCAUAGGCAUUCAAAAGUCACUAAAGCAGGCUGUAUAGACCUGCUUCUAAAUACAUAUAUCUGCAUGGUGAAACAUGCAGUGGGCACACUUCAAAAGAAUUUUGAUGUCAUGCCAUUAUUCUAAACUUAACAAAGAUGAUUUUUAAGAACUGAUUAUUAAGAGAAAAACAAGUGAAAAGUAUACAAAAAGUGCAUCCCAUCAAACAAGGGUUAAGGACAUCAGUGCUUCUUGUCAGAUAGUGUUUUAGUUACUUAUGGAAUGUACCAGGAAGGAUAGAGAAGGGAUACCGAUGCCAAUUGUCAGACCAACAACUUUUCCUUAAGUUUGUUGCUUUACAUUUGCCAGGAAAACAAGGUUGUUUAGAGACUGAAACCAUGUUGAGGAAGACUUGUAACUUCUUCACUUCAGUUGCCAAACCUCCCCCUUUCCCACAUCUUGUCAGUUCUAUUGUAAAUUCAUUUCAAGACUACUGUCACUUUGUGGUAGAAUACUAGCUGCUGAGCCUUUUCAAUUGGGCUAACAUUAAUAGGCAUGUACUCAAGUAUUAUUUACGGCUGCAACCAUGUCAGAUGUUCUCAAAUUUUGAUAUGAAACAAUAGGGAACAACUCAUUUUUCUUGUGGUGGGUACUUUAUACAUGUGUGAGUAUCAGCUGAAUCACUUUUUUUUUUUGGAAGUUUUAUUAUUAGAAUUGUCACUGCUUAUGUGUCUCUACUAAAGCAAGUCAUUAAGUUGUUUAAAGUGCAUAUUUUGUGACCUUGACAAUUCCUAUGAAUGUGAAUCACCUAAUUCAACUGUGCAAGUCAAUUUUGUAUGAUGAAAUAAUGUAUCUGCAAUCAUUGGAUAUCAACUUCAGGGAGUAGUUCCCAUCGACAGGUUCUUUCUGCUGGCAUGAUGAUAUCAUUUGUACUUUCUGUUGAGGGAAGGUACUUCAUAUGAUGAGCUGUAAGUUGAUUGGAAAAUGGUGACUGGCACAAUUUGGCAGUGACAUCUUGACAUGGGCAAGAUCUUUCUUAAUUGAAGGGAAAUAAAAGAGUGUACACAAGUA